Messenger RNA from Penaeus monodon (black tiger shrimp), 2969 nucleotides. RefSeq lists its product as uncharacterized. The transcript has 4 exons. The record is from RefSeq and is a predicted model, not a curated record. Bases 202 to 2667 code for a protein of 821 amino acids. Lineage: Eukaryota; Metazoa; Arthropoda; Malacostraca; Decapoda; Penaeidae.
UACUUUUAGUGUGGGUCUGACCGUGCCAGAGUAAGGUCGUAUUUUCGUACGUCCUGAAUGUACUUUUGGAGAAUCGAAAGUUUAAGUGAGCACUUUUUUUUUCUUUUAAUAUAAAUGAUAAGUGGAUAACGAAACUCCUUUUGGAAAGAUUGAGUAAGGAAGUGUUCAGUUGCCGAGGAAUUCGAGUGUAAAGAACAGAAUAUGAAUCCCUGGGAAGAAAGACGCUGGAGGGUUUCACGCAACCAAGGCGAAAGCUAUCGUGGUUAUUACCAUGAUUAUUUCUACGAUAACAACCCUUAUAUGCAGGAUUAUGAUCAGAGUGGUGAAUAUUAUCGUGAAGAGAUUGGCAUUUAUGAAAUUGUAGAUUAUGUAGAAGAGGAAAUACCGGACUACCGCAGGAGAUAUGGUUCCCACGACAGGUCUUACGUCGGAGAAGAUGUUUACUUUGAACAGUAUAACAUGAAUGCUUAUCAUGGCUGGACACGUGAAUGUGAGAGAUCAGAAUGGGAAGGAUUCGAAUCAGGACAAGGAAUGAGAAGAAGCUUCAGUGAAGAAGGAAAUGAGGAUCUCUACAGCCAGUCUGAAGGAAACCGUACUGAUGGUGGUGAUAAACUUUGCUACAGCAACGAAGAUCUCGACAGCUGUGUUGACAGUAUCUCUGUUGACGACAGUUGGUUUCAGACAGACAAAAAUGCGCCAGAUUCUGCUCCAGUAAUCAGCUUUGUAGAUAGGUGGGAGAUGUGGCUUAGCCAAAGUGCCAACAGCAAGGAAAACUGUGUUACAUUUGAGUGGUUCUUGAAUGAUAACACAGGCAACUAUCAUAACACAAUGGUUUACUCCCUGAAACAUUGCGAUUCAUGUGAAACUUACUUCACCAAGCAGUACAAUUUCCAACAGCAUCUAAAACUUUGCAGAGUUUAUCCAAUGUGCAAAUUUUGCAAAAGGUCCUUCAGUAACCGUGGGGAGCUGCAGAGACACAUUGCUGUCAGCCAGCAUAAAGUUGUGACCAAGGAGGACUGGAGGAGAGUGUCACAGGCAGAGUAUAUUAGGCUGUGUAGAGAAGGCAGAGUCUAUACAAGUGAAUACCUUUCUGUUAAGCAGCACCUGAAUAGAAGAGAAAAUAAACUGAACUGGCAAGGAAAAGGGAAGGCGAUACUAAAAAGUCAAAACAACUUGUCUUCAAAACAUCCUGUUGAUGCAGUAUCAAAGUUCUGCUCAGGAACAGUUGAGUCAAGAAAGAAAGCUUCUAAUUCUAGUUCAGUGGACUGGGAAAGAGCACCUACAGAAGGAUUAUUUUGUAACACGUCUAAAACAUAUAAUACUCAAGCACAUGUUCUACCAUUUCCAGAUGCCUUAGAAGAAGAGUUUAAAAAGAGUUCACAAGAAAAAUUUGUGACAGAUGACUUAAGUAGAGUAGAUACAAAUAAUAUUCAGGCUGAUGAAUGCAACAACAAUGGACCUAACAAAACUGAAAAGGCAAACAUGACAACAAAAAGCCUUCAUACACUAUUUUACUGUCAGAUGUGUAAUACUUAUUUCAUAUAUCUAAAAACUUUUAAAAGACAUAGAGGAAAAUGUAGUGGGAAAAAUAUUUGCAAGGUUUGUUUCCAGAAUUUCAAGAAUUUCAGACUUCUCCUUAAUCAUAUAAGAAAAGAAAAACAUGCUGUGCAGCAAGAUACUACCCAUAUAAGUGCAAGUCAUAAAACCUUUCAAAAACUCCUCAAGGCCAAGAGAAUUGCUGCAUGUGAUGUUUUAGAAUACCAAGAAAAAGCGAAGGAAAAUCUAACAAAACAGAUGUCUGGAAAGAAGGAAGUGGAAGGCACACUUUCCACAACACCAGUAACUGAAGCAUGUGUAGGACAAACUUCUGUAGCAGGAAAAAUGCCUAAGGAGAUGAUAGCCAGUGGCAAAUAUGAUGGAACAAUCAUACAUGAGAAAGAGAACUCAUCCAAGGAGAAAAGUGAGAUGGUUGGAAAGGAGUGUACAUCAAAGGAUAGCAGUGUCAGUUUGCCAGGAGAGGAACAGAUAAUCAAAACCAUAAAAGUGAUAGGAAAAGAGACUUGCACUGCAUUGGAAGACAACCAAAAACUAGUGGAUGGAGCCAGCAACAGCAAAGGGGAAUUUCCUGUGACUCGGUAUGAAACAGUGAAUGAUCAUGUCAAACAAACCCCAGUGUCUCCAAGUGACAGUGGAUGUCAGAUGGAUGAUAUCUGCCACGACAUUGAUAGCCCUUUUAUUGGCCUGGAUAUCAAAGAGGAGCUACUGGAAGAAAGUGUGAAUACUUCAUACUUCCAAGCUGUUGAUGGGAGAGAGAUGGUAGAAGCAGUAAAUGAUAUUACUAUAAAAGGAGAGAGAGAAACAUGUAGCACACUAACAGGUGAAAAAUUAAAACGAAAAGAGAGUUACAAGCCCCUACCUAAAUCUGUAAAAAUAGCAAGGCUGGAACACAAAACUUCCUCCCUCUCAAAGUAUCUAGAAGUCCAGAAACACCCCGAGAGACAGGUCCAUUGUAUAAAGCUAAGACGAAGGACAGAAUAUUGCCCUGGUUGUAUGGAAUCAGUUGAUGUUAGAUCAGCCAUUCUGAAUACAGAAACCUUUGAAGUGUCAAUGUGGUGUAAGACUUGUGCUUGGAGUAUACUCUUUACUGACUUCUUUCAUCCGCAGUGACUUCAACAAUAUAUAAACUUAUCUUAAUAAAGUAUUUAUUUUGUAUCAAUUAUAACUGUUUUUGGGUUUACAAUACAUUAUUCUGAAAAAUGAUUAUUAUUUUUAUACUGUAGUCCUUUCUGACUUUGUCUUUAUCCUCCAUUACAGUAGGUCAUUAUCAGCAUUAUUGUUGAUCAUCCUCAUCCUCUUUUGCCAUGGUUUAAAGUUCAUGCCAAAGGUUUUAAACUUUGUUUCCAUAUUCUGUAAGAAUUUUUUUCAUAUGUGUAAGUACUACUUUGUGUCUGAAUAAAAUUAAGACCCUU